This is a messenger RNA of Liolophura sinensis, 4730 nucleotides long. Its product is annotated as organic anion transporter 3-like. Bases 177 to 1814 code for a protein of 545 amino acids. Gene Ontology annotation, biological process: transmembrane transport. The transcript is spliced from 11 exons. Gene Ontology annotation, cellular component: membrane. The record is from RefSeq and is a predicted model, not a curated record. NCBI's taxonomy places the organism in Eukaryota, Metazoa, Mollusca, Polyplacophora, Chitonida, Chitonidae. Gene Ontology annotation, molecular function: transmembrane transporter activity.
CCUCUUGUCAAUUUACCUUAGUCAGAGUUUUAUUCUAACUGUUAAUGUAAAAGUAUAAAUAGUAUCAAAUUUAUUUCUUAUUUCAUUAAAUCUAUGGGAGUAACGUCUGUGUUUGACCUUUUCACCUGGAUUUUCAAUUUCUAGCAACAGGUGCGAUUUUUGCGUCCUCUGACAAGAUGUCGGUGGAAGCCCAUGGUCAGAAGAUCGACCAAUUAUUCGCGGCGCUAGGAGUAUGGGGUGGUUACCAGGUACUGCAGAUGUCGCUGGUCAAAUUCCUGUCCUUUCCAGCCUCUUUUCAGCUCUAUAUCUACCUAUAUCUUGGUUACCAGCCUCCGUUACGGUGUCAGUCCGUCGUGAACAUCACAUCCCAGGCGCACAUGUACGUGACACCUAACAUGAGUGUGGACACAGGCUAUCACAAGACGUGUGUCGGACUUAUAGACCUCAUCAAUGAUACUUUGGUGGAAACAGAGCGUUGUGACUCGGGUUACGACUACGCUCAACCCAAAGACUCUACCCUCAUCACGGAGUGGGACUUGGUGUGUGACCAGAGCUAUCAAGCUCAGCUGAGUCAGACAGUUCUUGUGGUCGGUCAAGGUGUGGGGGCUACUUUUUUCACUUCGCUGGCGGAUCGAUUCGGACGGAAGAAGAUCUGCUUGAUCAGUCAGUGGAUAAUGCUGCUUGUCAGUGUGGGCACCGCCUUCGCUCCUAGCAUCCUCGUAUUCACACUUAUCCGCUUCUUUCUAGGCGCUGCUCAACAGGGUCACGUGAUGUCUAUGUUCGUGAUGCCGAUCGAAGUGCUACCCAGGCCCCACAGAGCGACCAUCCAGAUGAUAGGCAGCUUCCUGUGGUCUGCUUUCCUCUUUGUGCUGAUCGGAUUGGCGUAUGGCUUUCAGGAUUAUAACUGGAGAUAUUUCCAGCUCACCACAGUGGUGGCCACUCUUGCCACUCUUCUACCAAACAUGCUGUUCUUGGACGAAUCUUUGAGAUGGUUGCUGUCGAACGGAAGAACUGAGGAAGCCAGGCGUAUUAUAGAUAAGGCAGCCAAGAUGAACGGAAUUAACCCAGAUGACAUCUCCAUCGCCCUGCACGCUUCACAAAACAACAUAGACAAAGAUACUGACAAAGACACCGACAAGAAAGAAAGAAAGUCCAACUUACUCGAUAUCUUCCGCCACAGAAAACUUCGAAAAACAGCUUUUAUAAUGUGUUUUGCUUGGAUUGUCAAUGCAGGGACCUCUUUCGGCCUCUCUUUGACAGCAGCCAAACUCUCUGGGGACAGGUUCCUGAACUACUUCCUUAUCUUCGUGUGCGAUAUACCGGCUACAAUCAUUUCCUAUAUCACCAUGCAAAGAAUCGGCCGUAGAGCGACGUGUAUCGCAAGUCACUUCAUCACUGGAUCCACCUUAUUGGCAGCCGUAGUUAUCAACACAUACUUGGGUCCUUCCGGCUGGGUGACGGGGCUGACGGUGGUGGGUAAGUUCGGCAUCACCAUGUCCUGGGGAACACUGUUCCAGUACACACCUGAACUGUACCCGACUAACCUCAGGAGUGUUGGUCUAGGCAUCGCAUCAUCAUCUUCUCGGAUCGGUGGGAUGCUGGCUCCCUUCGCCACAAUAGUAAUUGAUUACCACCCCUGGCUUCCAGGAACUAUUUACGGAAGCAGCUGUCUUGCAAUUGUUUUUUUCUUGUUUCUUCUGACGGAAACCGUGGACAAAGAGUUACCUCAAACAAUCGAAGAAAUCAACAGCUGGAAGAAGAAGAAGAAGAAGAAAAAGAGGGAGGAGAAGGAGUCAGAAGAUAACAAGUAUUAAAUCAUGAUUAUGUGAGAAUAGUUGGUAAUCUACACAGAAUAUCGAUAUGUAGAUUUGUAAACAUAAAUAUUAUGCAAUGAUACUAUGAAAAAAUGACAAAUUUUGUAGGUUAUUCAUGAUUUAAUUAUUAUUGUCUUUUCUCUAAGUGUACAAAAUGCUUUACAAAUUAUGAAAGUACAAUCAUAUUUUUUCCAAAGACCUAUAAUAUUAUACCCGAUAUUAUCUUGACUUCAGUUCAAUAUGAUUGAAGCUUCAGUGAACCAAACAUGUCUGAACAGUUGUCCACUAAAUCUGGAAAUGACAAGGGAUAAUUAAUAGUUUGUGAGUCUUCCAGAAAGCACUGAAUAUUGGUGGGAAAAUAUGUGGUAAUUUCUGGAGCUUUUGCAUUCAAACUUGUUUGUCAGUUUUUAUACAUAGGACUGAUUAAAAGAAAACAACACAGUUAUACAACCUAUACCUUAGAUGAAAGACCUAUACUUAAAGUCAAAUAAAAUAUCUAAAUUUUCCGUCAGCAGGGCUUGUUAUUUGAGUAUUUAAUAGUUUAACAUCGAAGGCUUGGAAGUCUCCUUUACGCCGCCAUUUGAACACAUUAUGCGUCAUCGUUCUUAGCGUCGAUCAGUAGCUCUUCAGGACAUAGCAUUCCAGAUCCAUAUCCAUAUAUCGCUUUCUUAAUCAGAUGCUACAGUUUUACUGAUAAACUGUUUAUUCUAAUAAACAUAUCGAAUAUUAAUAGUUGUGGUUUACUUUGUAUUUUUUCUUUUUAAUAGCAUGAUAUGAAACAUAUUGCAUGUGUAAUAGACCUAUAUAAAUCGCAGUGCUGUACUAUUCAUGACCCGAGCUUUUUCUGAGGUAGCAUCAGCAAGAUGGUUGCAGGCCUGCUUACUCAACAUUUGCUUCAAGUCAACAACAAUCAUAAAAGAGUUGUAGAAUAGCAUUAACAAGCCUGGCUAUUUAUCUGUUAGUAUUAGGCUUCCAAGCUGAAAGCUCGAUGCCUAUUGAUCUUGCUCAGAAUAAAAAAAAUUGUUUUUUUUUUAACAACGCUUUUUUUGUUCUCCAGAAUACUGCAAAUUAGCAGCAAAGUUGUCCCAAAUAUUACCUUUAAUGGUUUGGAAGUUUUUCUAGAUCGCUUACCAUAUUUAAUUUCUAGCCAAACCUUUUCUUCUCAAGAAUCAAUCGACGGAUCAUUCUGAAAAUUGAUAUACAUGUAGAACAAUAUUAAAUACGUAAAGUUUGAAGAAGGCUUAAACUCCGUUAAAAACUUUAAAAGUUCACCAUUGGUCAAAUAUAUGACGUCAUAAUAGCUUUGAGUAUUGAAAUAGCUCUGGGGUAUUCCGAUGUAUUUCGAGCACAUGAUUCCGAAUGUACUUCCGUUAUUUUGUCUGUGUGUGUAACUCUUUCAGAUAUAGUCAGUAAACUACUGUAAGGUUUUCAGGUUGCGGAAUUUCAGUGGCCUGUAUAUCCAACACUGUGAGGUUUAGAAAUUUACAAUUGCACCAUACUGUAGCCCAAGAUGUUCACCUGUAUGUAUGUACCUGAAAUUUGAAUAUAUUUGAGGUACCUUUCAUAGUUUUCAUAGAGUUGUUUAAAUGAUAUCCCCUUAUUUUCAUAAACAAAAAAUUUGAACCUAUUGAUUCAGCCUAGAUUUGCAGGAUAAGUGGACAAUAUGCUGUUAUACUGCCUACUUAACUGAUCAUAAUUUCUCAAAGCGGACCGUGUACGUUAAUAUACAAUGUAUUAGACUUUAUGUGUAAAGAAGCAGACGCUGAAAACGACUCAAGCAGCCGUGAUUCUGUAGACAGUUCCACUUUAAACAGGUGCCCUACUUCCGAAAAGCUAGAGAUUUGCUAAGAAUGAUUCACAUUUUUGCCUUUGAAUUAUUUCUAUGGCUGAUUUCGACUUUGGAUGCUUGCACGGGACCACCUUUUGUGUACAUGUACUUCUCUGACUCGCGAGUCUAGAUUCAGCCAUCCCCGUCUUUUAUCUUAGGUACACAACUGCGUCCCGAUUCCAUCGCUACCGUCCAUUUAACUAAGUAUGAUGUCUGAUGACAUUCCUGAUCCCUAUAUUACUCAAAUAACUACGGCUAACAAUAACACCGGGACCGAGGUAUGUAAAGGGAGCUUACAGAGUAAGGGUUCUGUGAAUAGACAAAGAUUUUAUUCAAGGCAUAUGAUACGAUCUGAUGGCGAAAUCCAAAGAGUCAAGAACUCAUGGCACUUUCGCCUACUGGCGAUGCUUCCUUUCAUCAAAGAUCUAAAAGAAAAACACACUAUCUUCACGUUUUUGAACGCGUAUGGUAUACAUGUAAGGUUGUAGUCAAGUGAUUCAAAAACUUAAUGAAGUAGCGACAGCGAUUUUAAAGCAUAUCCAGUGAAAGAUAAGAAAACGUUCCUUUAAAUAUAUCGUUCCGUAGAAACUUGUAUGCCAAGUAAAAGCACAUGUAUCUUUAGAAAAUCAAACAGGUGAUCGUCGUGCACUGAGUCUAUCAGGCCUAUAAGAAAGAAAAAAGACGCUGAAGCUAGAUCUAAGAACUACCUGCGCAAGACGCACAACCCUUAAAACCCUUCUUACCAUGUUAACACUGAUUAAUAGCGACAUCAAAAUCCAAGGGAUGAUAACAUACAUUUGGUUGUGUCGUCUGAGUUCGUCAUAUAAUUAUACAGAGGGUACGACACUCGGGCGUGAGUGCUUGGAACGUCCAUUUUGAUUGACAGCUGGUGUAGGAAUGCCUGUUUUCACAUGUAGAUACAGUACCCAAUAAAGUCACAAUGGGUGAAUUUCUGAACUCAAGCGUCACAUUACUCUGGAUUGUUUUAUGCCCAUCAAUAAAAUUGUUGGUGUGACUAAGAGUGCCUGUGACAUUUCCACAUUAUGGAAGAAUUUAGAAAAGAUGAGUGAUAAACAAUGAUAUCGGUG